Molecule: messenger RNA, 1513 nt
Organism: Cyanistes caeruleus (blue tit)
Lineage: Eukaryota; Metazoa; Chordata; Aves; Passeriformes; Paridae
Source: RefSeq, a predicted model, not a curated record
UGCUGCUGCUGGAGGGGAAGGAAUGUGUGACUGACAGAAGACACCGAGGCUUUGGCUGACAUAUUUUGCUUUAAAGCAAAGGUCCCUUUGCUGCCUGAGCCUGGCCCAACAAGGACAGGAGAGGGAAGGAGGAAUGAUCUCCAGGCUCCUCUCUCCCAUUAGCAGUGUCUUCUCAAGAAACUCGCAGUGUGUUUAUGGGUCCGAUUUCAGAACAGCCCUGUCUGCUUCUAGAAAGGGACACACUGGGAUUUUUGCUUUGUGUCUGCUCUCUUGAGAUGAUGGAGGGACAUUGAUCAGUGUGCUAUUGCCGUGGCAGCUGAAGUGAUGGAACUGCUCUGACUCCCAGCAGGUCCCAGGAGCACCCCAAGCCUCAUCUCCAGUAACACGGCCCGGGCUCACCAUGGCAGCAGGAGUGGCAGCGUGGUUGCCCUUCGCCAGGGCGGCUGCCAUAGGAUGGAUGCCGGUGGCCAACUGUCCCAUGCCACUGGCUCCAACGGAGAAGAACAAGAGGCAGGAUGAGCUGAUCAUCCUCAAUGUGAGUGGCAGGCGUUUCCAGACCUGGAGGACUACACUGGAGAGGUACCCGGACACUCUCCUGGGCAGCACAGAGAAGGAGUUCUUCUUCAAUGAAGACACCAAGGAGUAUUUCUUUGACCGGGACCCCGAGGUCUUCAGGUGCAUCCUCAAUUUUUAUAGAACUGGCAAGCUGCACUACCCCAGGUACGAGUGCAUCUCUGCCUACGACGAAGAGCUCGCCUUCUACGGGAUCCUUCCCGAGAUCAUCGGGGACUGCUGCUACGAAGAGUACAAGGACAGGAAGCGGGAGAACGCGGAGCGGCUGAUGGAUGACAACGACUCGGAGAACAACCAGGAGGGCUCCAUGCCCUCGCUGAGCUUCCGGCAGACCAUGUGGCGAGCCUUCGAGAACCCCCACACCAGCACCUUAGCCUUAGUCUUUUACUACGUCACCGGGUUCUUUAUCGCCGUGUCUGUGAUCACCAACGUGGUGGAGACCGUGCCCUGCGGCACCGUGCCGGGUAACAAGGAGCUGCCCUGCGGGGAGCGCUACGCCGUGGCUUUCUUUUGCCUGGACACGGCGUGCGUGAUGAUCUUCACCGUCGAGUACCUGCUGAGACUCUUCGCGGCGCCCAGCCGCUACCGCUUCAUCCGCAGCGUGAUGAGCAUCAUCGACGUGGUGGCCAUCAUGCCCUACUACAUCGGCCUGGUGAUGACCAACAACGAGGACGUCAGCGGAGCCUUUGUCACGCUAAGGGUUUUUAGGGUUUUCAGGAUUUUCAAGUUCUCCCGCCAUUCCCAAGGCCUGAGGAUCUUGGGCUACACUUUGAAGAGCUGUGCCUCCGAGCUUGGCUUUCUCCUCUUUUCCCUCACUAUGGCAAUCAUCAUCUUUGCAACUGUGAUGUUUUAUGCAGAGAAAGGGUCCUCGGCAAGCAAAUUCACCAGUAUUCCUGCUUCCUUUUGGUACACUAUUGUAACCAUGACAACACUGGGGUGA